GAAGAAGAGCAAGCGGCAAGCAGGAGCUGAAAGCGUACUGUUUGGUUGUUAGAAGAUGACAGCCAUUACGAUUUCGCCGGCCACGCAUGGAAUUAUUCAAGUUAUAAAUGAAAGCAACCUGUGUAAAAUUGAGAGCUACCUCAAUGACACGGCAUACAGGGAAUCCAUCGAAAAUGCAUCAAAUUAUAAUAGCCGAUUAUGCAGAGAUCGACGGCUUCGUAUGCCAUUCCUCGAUUCACAGACAGGUGUGGCGAUGAAUCAUUCUGCUUUAUUUAUGUCCGCGAGAGAAAGACUACCAGGUUUAUUGCACGGUCAAAUAUAUACAUAUCCUAGUAAAAGAUGGAGAAAAAAACGGCGUCAGUAUUUAAUGCAUUAUUUGCAUCCAAAACGAGGACCAAGAGGAGACCCAGAGGACUGCGUUGAAGGAGUAGAGACUGUGCAGCAUGUGACCGAUGAUAGUAAAGAAUCGGUUGUUCUUAAAGUUUUCACAGAUGAACAUCAUAGUAAAGAUGCAUGGUACUACGACGAGCAGGACAUGCUCGAUAUGGACACGUACGACGAACCUGAUCCGGAAAGUGACUAUGAUUACGAAGAAAGCUACAGCAGUAAAAGAAAACGAAGAAAACCCCGCGGAGCUGGUCAUCAUCCUACACGAAGUCACCCACCUGUUACGGACAGUCCCGGGAGCAAACGUACGAAGGGUGGGGGACGUGGGCGCAAAAAAACCAACUAUGAUGCCGCCGACACUGAUAAGCCAUUCGUUUGUGACCUAUGCAGCGCACGGUAUAAAACCAGACCUGGUCUGGUCUACCAUUACGGUCAUUCCCACUCUACUUCCUCCGGUGAUCCUGCUAAGGAACUAAGUCCCAGUCCUGCCGAAGUUGAACCUAGGAGCGUUGCAGACACCGCUGCUUCGAACCAGCCAGGUGGUACACGUCGGGGUCGUCAGAAUGCAACCUCAUCGAGUACUUCGAGUCCCUCUCCCGCAGCACCUUCCGCGUCCGCUGCGGGAGCGUCCACGCAGCCUCAGCCGCAGUCUCAGCAGCCCCAGCAACCGCAGCCGCCGCAGCAACAGCCGUCACCGCAGACGCAGCAGCAACAAUUGCCCGCUGUGCCGGCGACGGUGGCGCCAGUAUCGCCCACCGUUCCACCCGUGAAGGAGGAACACCUGCCGGCCGUCUCGUCGCCUGGAACCGCCGUCCCCUCGCCGUCCUCGGUGAGAACGGAGGGUCCGCCGACACCCGGGAACAAUGAAAAAAAAGCUGGCAAAUCAGCGCAACCCUCCCCGUACUGCGACUUCUGUCUGGGCGACGCUAGGGAAAAUAAAAAAACCGGCGGCUCCGAGGAAUUGGUCUCUUGCAGUGAUUGCGGUCGCUCAGGGCAUCCGACUUGUUUGCAAUUCACAGCGAACAUGAUCGUUUCUGUUCGCAAGUACAGGUGGCAGUGUAUCGAAUGCAAAUGCUGUUCCAUUUGUGGCACCUCUGACAACGAUGAUCAGCUGCUGUUCUGUGACGACUGUGAUCGUGGAUACCACAUGUAUUGUCUGUCUCCACCUCUUGCAUCUCCUCCUGAGGGCUCCUGGUCUUGCCGUCUGUGCAUAGCAGAAUUUCAUCACCGUGAUUAAAGUUACUUGUCUCGUAGAUAAGUCACGGAUUUUUAAUCUAUUGCUGUGGUGCAGAGGCCGUUUUCGAAUUAGGAGAGUAUUCGCAAGCUCACUUUCCUUAAUAGUAUUACGUAGACGCGGAUGUACUUCCAAUUAUCGAAGAUAUUUCGUUGGUAAGGAAGUUCAUUACAAAGUUGGCAGCAUUAACGAUUUAUUUCUUUUUUUUUUUUUUCUCUCUUAUUUAAGUUCCAAUAAUAAGACAAAACUAUACGAAGUAUUCGUAGUGUAUGCUGCGUUAGAUAUCUCAGGCACUGGUGAUCUCAGAAAACUAAAAGUAUAAUAACUACGUAUUUAUAAUUUUAACGAACUAGUGUUUACCAGUAGAUGUAUAAAAGUAUGUCGUUAAUGGAUUGUCUUAAUAUUUCUAUAAAAAAAAAAAAAAAAAGCAAACAAUAAACAAACAGUCUUUAAGCUCACCGUUAAUGUUAAUGGAAUUAAUGGAUAACCUUAGUGUAUCAAGGACUCUGACAACGGAUUGUCGACGAAUUAUUGCAUUUUUCAUUGAAAUGGAACAAAUGUAUUUUUUAUUAAUUUUAGAAAGUCACGUAGUAUCUAUGGAGAUAUUACUAUUAUAGAAAUUUUAGAAAUUAGUUUGAGAAUUGCAGACAUAAUGGUACUCUCCUAGUUCUAGGCCAAAUUUACUUUUAGCCAUUGACAUUCGAAGUUUGGUUGCUUUUAAAAUUUUGAAAAUGCUUAUAUUUAAAAGAAUUUGGAGAUCUCAAAUUUUCAUAAACUCUUAGCUCCUCGCUAUUGACUUGGUCCGAUCCAAGAAUUCACAAAAGAAGCAAAAGUAAGAAAAAAUUGAUAUUCUAGGCAAUUGAUAUUAAUAGUAUCUGUUUCAUAAAUAAAGAUAAAUAAGACACUGUCUGUUUAUCUGUACGUAUCAUGAUGCUAAAGCUUUUACACUUAACGACACAGCCAUUAGUAGCAGUAUAGCUAUGACAUAAAAACUCGCAGUACAGCAGAAAAUUAUAUUCUAUAUUC
Colletes gigas is the source of this 2647-nucleotide messenger RNA. It is a transcript of the gene d4, whose product is annotated as zinc finger protein ubi-d4 A. The coding region runs from base 56 to 1624 and encodes 522 amino acids. The transcript is spliced from 9 exons. Gene Ontology annotation, biological process: nervous system development. Gene Ontology annotation, cellular component: nBAF complex. The record is from RefSeq and is a predicted model, not a curated record. Lineage: Eukaryota; Metazoa; Arthropoda; Insecta; Hymenoptera; Colletidae.